CUUUAUUUCAUAUGUAUAUACAUUUAUAAAGCUAUAUGCAGACAUUGAUGUAUAUUUCAGAGCCCGCUCUGUGGUCAUACUAAUAUUUGCCGAAAUGGAAACGGUCAAUCCCACGUUCUCGUACCUCACCAAUCUGGAGGUGAUGCAGAUUCUGCAGAAGAUCAAGAGCACAAAAAAGAAGUUCGGCAUGCGAAACUUGGCUACGGUUACCUAUGAGGCUUUACAGUAUCUGGAGGAGUCGCCCUGCAAGACCCAAACUCGUGAGAACAUUGCGAAUUACGUGAAGGAUCUGUCUUCCUAUCGUCUGAAGUCCCAAGAGAUCCUACAAAUGAUCAACGACCCGCCUACAAGUGCCCUUCACACGCAGCUGCUUAUCGACGACAAUAAAGCUCCACUAACCGAUGAAGAGAACGAGAAGAUCAUCCAGCUGAGCUACAAACACUUCCAUGGAGGGGAAACUAAAGACGCCACUAAGGAAACACCGGCGGAAAAACCUGCGGAGACCACUGCAAAGACCGGCAAGCAAUCUGGAAAGCGCAAUUCCCAGGCCAAAUCCACUCCAGCGGAAGAAGUCGUUCUAGCGGACCAAACCACGCCAGCUGGUGGAGUUACGCCUGCGGAUGUCGUGACUGCUUCAAAUAAAGUCAGUACUGUAGUUGUAACUACUCUAGCGGAAGAAGCAACUCCAUUGGAAACAGAGAAUAAAGCUACUUCAGCGAAUGAAGCCACCACAGCGCCUGCAACGACUGAAGCCACUACAGCGCCUGCAACGGAUGAAGCCACUCCAAUGGAACUCGAUGGGAUUCCACAAAUCGAUUCCAGUCCGCCAGCAGAUGGAGAAAAACCUGGGGAGCAGCCACCGAAAUAACCAAACUGCUUAUUACGUUUAACGUUUCAUAUUUUUAUGUUGAUGUAGCGUAUAAAAUAAGCUAAAAAGUUAAA
This is a messenger RNA of Drosophila erecta, 942 nucleotides long. It is a transcript of the gene Polr3I, whose product is annotated as DNA-directed RNA polymerase III subunit RPC9. The record is from RefSeq and is a predicted model, not a curated record. Gene Ontology annotation, cellular component: RNA polymerase III complex. NCBI's taxonomy places the organism in Eukaryota, Metazoa, Arthropoda, Insecta, Diptera, Drosophilidae. Gene Ontology annotation, molecular function: nucleotide binding. Gene Ontology annotation, biological process: transcription initiation at RNA polymerase III promoter. The transcript is spliced from 4 exons. Bases 95 to 868 code for a protein of 257 amino acids.